This is a messenger RNA of Strongylus vulgaris, 453 nucleotides long. NCBI's taxonomy places the organism in Eukaryota, Metazoa, Nematoda, Chromadorea, Rhabditida, Strongylidae. The record is from the annotation of a GenBank genome assembly.
AUGGUGCGUAACGGAGCUGCUAAAGAUAAAGAUAAAGAAUUUGUGAAAGAUAAAGCGCAUGGAAGAGAAAAGCCAAAAGAGAGGAGUUUACGGAAAGACAGGACAGACACCGAUCACGCUGGGCCUAGCACUGAUAGACGCAGUGAUCGACGUAAUUCAGAAGCGGAUAAGUUCGAAAGGAAACAUUCCGCGCGACCCACGGAUGAAUUGAAACUUCUGCAGGAUAGCCUUUCCCAGUUUUUUACCCCAUCUGCUGGACGGCGCUGUCGGCAACCUCCUCGCAAGUUUGAUGAGUCUGGCGUAAACAGCGACGAAAGCUUCCAACACCAAAUUACAGAUGACAGUGGUUGCGAGAAAGUUGAACCAGUGAUAGAGAAGGCACAACGUAGAAAGAAGUCUGCUGAUUAUUCCAUCAUGGUGGGUAAUUUUACAUCCGAUUUGAAAGUUUUGUAA